Molecule: messenger RNA, 1971 nt
Organism: Nematocida homosporus
Lineage: Eukaryota; Fungi; Microsporidia
Exons: 1
Coding region: 1-1971 (656 amino acids)
Source: RefSeq, a predicted model, not a curated record
AUGAGAAUAGGGAGUACUAUUACUCUAUUAGUGAGUACUAGUUAUGUCUUGGGGGCGAUAGAUGUACGGGCUUGUUUGUCAAUGGGGGGAGUAAUGGGACUGAAUGGGAUUUGUCAUUUAUAUAGGGAGAAGUUAGGGAGUAGGCAGCCAUGGAUGGUUGGUCAGAAUAUGCCUGCGGUAAGGCUGUUGCCUCGACCGGUCUUUGUGCCUUUGGAUCGGCCGCAAUUAUGGCCGAGUAUGUUAGGGGGACUGACUAGGCUUGGUAUAGGUCCGGGUCGAAUAGAAGGUCUUUUGGCUAAUGCUAAUAGAUUAGGUUAUGUUGGUAAUACUAAUGGUAAUGUUGGUGUUGGUGUUGGUGUUGGUUUAGGUAGUAAUGGGAGUAUUAUUUGUCCUCCUCCAAUGAAUGGAGUGCCUAAUGUAGUGCCUAGUGUUACACCUAAUAAUGCAGUGCCUAAUGUAGUGCCUAGUAAUGUAGUGCCGAGUGUGGCCGUAGGGGCAGGAGUUAGUAGUAAUGUAGUGCCUAGUGCCAUACCUAAUGUGAGUGUGGGGAGUAUUGGGAAUAUUGGAAGUGGGAGUGGGAGUGGAAUAGUGAGUGGUGGGCCAGUAAGUACGAGUAGUGUAGUGGUGGUGAUGCCGACUAGGCGGGUGGGUGAUAGAGUUGUUAGUAUGAUAAGUAAUAGUGUGGGUAGUGAUGGAGUGAUUCGGCGUCGCGUGCAUGAAGAGACUCGGGUGGUGGGUUUAGGACCUGAGGCUCAGGAAAUUGUGAUAACAAUUGGUAGUACAGAUAAGAAAGGACAGAUGGUUCAUGAUGCUAUUUCUAAGAGUAUAGUGGUGGAUAACAAACCUAAUCGAGUUCUAACUAAGAAAGAAGCUAAACAGGCUGAGAAAGAAGAGAAGAAACGGCUUAAAAGAGAAAAGAAGAUUAGUAAGAAAGUUGAUGCGAAAUUUGAAAAGUUAGAUAAGAUUUUAGGCCCGGCAGGAAAAGAUCCAAAUAGUCCGACUGGUAAAUCUAGUUUGGCGGUGGCUGAGAGUGAUCGAUUACGUGCUGCUAUUCGAGAAGAACUCCGUAAGAAUGAAGAGGCUAAGCAAGAUGAGAAGAGGAAGAAUAAGAAGCGAUGGUAUAUGCCUUGGAAGAAGAGUUCUGAUGAUAGUGUUGAUGAUGUGAUAAGAGAUAGUAGAACAAGAAGAGAUCUUGAUGAGUUACGAGAUAGAGAAACUUAUAGACAUGGUGAUGCGGGAUAUGAUUAUGAUUAUGGUCAUGGUCAUGUGCGGGAUAUUGAGGGGCGACGGUUUAAUGAGGAGUUUGAUGGGGACAAUCUUGCUUCGGAUAAACCGGCUUCGAAAUGGCCGCGACUUAGUAACUUAGCUAGGAAGACUAAGCGGAAAUUAGGAUUUGGGAAGAAGAGACUGGAAGAGUCUGAACUUGAGGAGCCUUAUGACUCGCAUUACCAAACACCUGCUUAUGAACCAUAUGCUUCACAUUCUUCAUUAUACCCGCCGGAGACUUCGGCAUAUCCGGCUUAUGCCAGCCCGGCACCUGUUAAGAAGAAGAAGAAGUGGUUCCGCUCGCCUUUUAGUCGGUCGCGGAAGUCGCAAGCACCUCCGGUUAUUGCUCAACCACGACGAGUUCUAGUGGCUACUGAUGGCCAAUACCCGUCUUAUGAUGAGAGUAUUCAUCCUGAUCCUAAUGCACAGACUCUUGAUCACAUUCAGCAUGAACUUCAUCGGAUCAAUGAGACUCUCUCUAUUCCCUCCCAGCCGAAACGGACUACAACGAUUCUGCAGCCGGUCUCUGUGGUUGAGAGUGCACCUCCUCUUGUGACCAUUAAGCAGCCGCAGCCUCGCCAGCAAUACCAGCCGGUUCAUGCAUACCCUGCUCCAGUCUACUAUACUGAAGAACCAUCCGGCGGCAUACCCAGCACAAGCUCCAAUGGUGUUGUAUAUCUUCGGCCUAGCAACCUUUCUGAUUAG